Anoplopoma fimbria (sablefish) is the source of this 3214-nucleotide messenger RNA. It is a transcript of the gene ikzf1, whose product is annotated as IKAROS family zinc finger 1 (Ikaros). Gene Ontology annotation, biological process: regulation of transcription by RNA polymerase II. Gene Ontology annotation, molecular function: RNA polymerase II cis-regulatory region sequence-specific DNA binding; DNA-binding transcription factor activity. Bases 107 to 2029 code for a protein of 640 amino acids. The transcript is spliced from 8 exons. The record is from RefSeq and is a predicted model, not a curated record. Lineage: Eukaryota; Metazoa; Chordata; Actinopteri; Perciformes; Anoplopomatidae.
AGCUUUUAUUGGCACAGCACAAAGCAAGUGCCAAGGGCUCGGCGGCUCGACUCGGCCUGUGGAUAAAAGCGAGCAAAAUGCCCCAGCAGAGCUCAGAGACAUAGUCAUGUUGGGCUGGAACGAGGAAGUGCAGUGGAGAGGGGAGGGACUCCGGGCGCAGCUCCAUGGGGCCGCCGCGGCGCUGCGACCUUCUGCACAUGGAGCCGGGGAGAGUUGGAAGAACUUCAUACUGCAAACUCAAGGAAUAGCAGAGUACUUGCACCGCAUGGAGACAGAGGAGGCCCAGGAAAUGGCCCAGAUGCCAGGCCGGGACAGCCCCCCCACCAACGACACGUCCGAGGAGGCGGAGGAGCCCAUGGCCGUCCCCGAGGACCUGUCAGCCGGCUCCACCCACCAGCAGAACAACAGAGGGGACAAAGCCUGUAACAUUAAAGUUGAGGCUCGCAGUGAUGAGGAGAAUGGGCUGGCCUGUGACAUGAAUGGCGUGGAGGAGGAGGAGGAGUGCGCGGAAGACUUGCGCGUGAUCGAUGCCUCGGGGGCCAAGGUGAACGGCUCACAGCCGAGCCACGAAGCCAAGGCCUUCUCCUCGGCCGGCGGUAUCCGGCUGCCCAACGGGAAGCUCAAGUGCGAUAUCUGCGGGAUAGUUUGCAUUGGCCCCAAUGUGUUGAUGGUGCACAAGCGAAGCCACACUGGAGAGCGUCCGUUCCAGUGCAGCCAGUGCGGUGCCUCUUUCACACAGAAGGGCAACCUGCUGCGUCACAUCAAGCUCCAUUCAGGGGAGAAACCCUUCAAGUGUCACCUGUGCAGCUACGCCUGUCGCAGGAGGGACGCCCUCACAGGCCAUUUACGCACCCACUCGGUUGGAAAACCCCACAAGUGUGCUUACUGUGGGCGGAGUUACAAGCAGCGCAGCUCUCUCGAGGAGCACAAGGAGCGGUGUCACAACUACCUACAGUGCAUGGGGCUGCAGAACAGCAUCUACACAGUAGUAAAGGAAGAAAGCAACCAGAAUGAGCAGAGGGAAGACUUAAGCCAGACGGGAUCUGACAGAGCCUUGGUGCUAGACAGACUAGCUAAUAACGUAGCUAAGCGUAAGAGCACUAUGCCACAGAAGUUUGUGGGUGACAAACGUCUGUCAGACCUCUCCUACGACGGAGGAGCAGGCGAGCUGAUUCAGCCCCACGUCAUCGACCAGGCCAUCAACAGCGCCAUCAGCUACCUGGGGGCUGAGUCGCUCCGGCCCUUGGUCCAGACCUCCCCGGCCUCCUCAUCUGAUGUGGGCAUCGGCUCGAUGUACCCACUGCAUAAGCAGGCGGCGCCCGAGGGCCACACGGGGACGGGCCUCAGCCGGUCGGCCAAAGACAGCGCGGCCGAGAACUUGCUGCUCCUCUCCAACUCCAAGUCUGCCUCCAGCGAGAAGGACGGCUCGCCAAGCCACAGCGGCCAGGACUCCACGGACACCGAGAGCAACAACGAGGAUCGUCCCGGCGGGGCGUCGUCCGGCCUCAUCUACCUGACCAACCACAUCACCUCGGGGGUGAGGAACGGCAUGCUCCCUCUGGUGAAGGAGGAGCAGCAGAGGCAGUACGAGGCCAUCCGGGCCAGCAUGGAGAUGGCGUCCGAGGGCUUCAAGGUGGUGACGGCAGAAGGGGAGCAGGUGAGGGCGUACCGGUGUGAACACUGCCGCGUUCUCUUCCUGGACCACGUCAUGUACACCAUUCACAUGGGCUGCCAUGGCUUCAGAGAUCCCUUCGAGUGCAACCUCUGUGGUCACCGGAGUCAAGACCGAUACGAGUUCUCCUCCCACAUAACGCGGGGGAGCACCGCUACUGAGCCCCGUCCGCCAGAGAACACACACACCUCCACACAGACAAACAGGUGUAUGUGUGGCAAACAUGCACACACACACACACACACACACACACACACACACACACACACACACACACACACACACACACACACACACACACACACACACACACACACACACACACACACACACACACUCAUGCAGAUAUGCAGCUGAAAUAAAUGCAUAAGAAAUACAAGAUGUAAAAUACACUGUUGAUGUCUGAAAGUUGUGUUUUUUUUAUACAAAGUAUGCAUGUUUGUUGAACACAGAGUCAUGUACGACUAUAAAUCAAGACUUUGAUUUUCCCCUUUCAAAUGUCAUGUUCUAAAGGAAGAGUAGUUCACCUGUCUUUAUUUUUUGUAAAGAAACAAAAUGCUGUUCAGUGAAGAUAACACAGCAGAGUUACUGAGCCACAAUCCUACAUAUGUUUUUAAAUGAUGUAUUUACAGUUUGCCACAUGUAUAAAAUGUGUCUUUUCUUGUGGAAAACCAUUAAGCAACUUUUUUUUAGAUGUAGUAUAAAAAAGAUUUCCCAUCCUCACAUUUACAAAUCUUUUGACUGAAGUGUCCAAAAUGUUCUGCAGUUGUUUUCAGUGCAGUAAAAUCCAUUUUAGAAAAAUGAAAUACAAUCAAUAAAAACAAUCAGUGUAGAUAACCCCAAACGUUACCUUUCAAAGUUUCAACCUGUUCUUGUAUUUGUAACAACCUACAUAUUAUUUAUAUCACAUUUACACGCCUGUCUGUUUUUGUAUUUAUUACAGUGAUCAAUGUUUGUUUGUAGAGUAGUUAAUAAAAGCUGCAUCUCUUUCUGUCCAACUGUACUAAAAGUGUUUGAGGUGAAAAACAGGACCGCUGCUGGAUUUUAUUUUGAAUUUUAUCAGAAGAAAAUGUUAUCCUGGCCUUUUGUUUUGCACCCGAUGGCUAAAAACGAGCCACCUGGGGUUUGAAGGAGCUUUAUGCUUGCAAAAUAUCAAUAAAGGAUAUUUUAUAUAUGCACAAAAGGCGGGGAAGUGUUUUUGUGUUACUGUGGAUGAGUGUAGUAAUGAGGAGGAAGUUGUUUAAUGACUAGAGGUCCACUGCUACUUGGGAUCAUCUCUAUAUAUUCAUAUGGACGUUUUUAUUUAUUUUCAUUAUUAUUAACCACCUGUCAAAAUGUCCACGUUAAACUGAAAAUCACUCCUGGAGUUAAUGAAAAGUUUUUACCUUUUCUUAAGAAAUAUGGAGAUUUCAUUUCUCGCUUUCGAACCUUCUGAAAUAAUUAAGUUUAGAUGUCAUUCAAGAUGCUGCUCUCUCCUGCCUGUCAAGGAAGAGCCAAGAAAGAGUGAAUGACUGGCAUUUGAGUACAAAACACACCAACACA